AUGUUUUCGAUGACUCCGAUCAAAGCUACCUAUGUUGAGAAAAAUAAUUACUUUGCAAUUCAAAAACCUGGUUGGAUCCUCUUUGAGUUGGUCCCAGUGAUUCGUUAAAAGGAAGGUAAUCAUCACUUGGAAUGGGACAAAAAGAAACAUUAUAGUUUAGGUGUUAAAUAGAUCGGAUAAUUGUUGGUCACAAAAAAUAAAGCAUAUGAUGAAGCUUCGAAUUUCCUUAUCACAUAUCAAGCACAAGCAAAUGAUAAGAAACUUUUAAAGAUCAAUAAAACUGCAUAAGACAUCUACCUUUCAAUUUCUUAAGAGGACGAAUAAGAAAAACAAUUCAAUCCAUUUAAGAUUAAUUUGACUCAAGCAGAAUAUGUAACAGCAUUAGAAUUAAUCAAUUUUUCUUUGCCUUUUUUAUUAGGAUGGGAUGCAUUGUACACUCCUCAAUAUUCUGAUAACGAUGCUUAAGAUUGA
This is a messenger RNA of Paramecium tetraurelia, 471 nucleotides long. RefSeq lists its product as uncharacterized. NCBI's taxonomy places the organism in Eukaryota, Ciliophora, Oligohymenophorea, Peniculida, Parameciidae. Gene Ontology annotation, biological process: regulation of DNA-templated transcription; defense response. Gene Ontology annotation, molecular function: single-stranded DNA binding. The record is from RefSeq and is a predicted model, not a curated record. The transcript has 3 exons.